Cinara cedri is the source of this 36973-nucleotide messenger RNA. The record is from the annotation of a GenBank genome assembly. Lineage: Eukaryota; Metazoa; Arthropoda; Insecta; Hemiptera; Aphididae.
CGAGCGGGGCCGGUCUGCGCGGCGGCGUGCUCGUUUGCCCUCGGCCCGUUCGACUCCGCGAAAUUAUGUUAUGGUUAUCACAGGCCGCGCACUCCUUCGGCUCGUUCGCGCCAUCGCCACCGGCAGCGCCGACGUCGACUCCACUUUACUUUCAAGACGACUAUAAAUUAUACGUCAUUAUUAUUACUAUUGUACCUGCGUCUCCUAAUGUCGUUAUUAUUAUUCCACCGUGUGUCUGCGCGCGGUCCGGACGUCACUCGCGCUUGGUCGGUCCUGUUCAGAGCGCCUCCCGUGCCACGGCGGGCACUUCAUGCACGGCUGUAAUCUCGCGUAUUAUAAUAGUAAUAUUACAUUUAUGCGCACGUCGUUUUUUAUUUGACGGUGUGUACGCGGUCUUGACGAGGGAAAACUUUAACGGUAAAUAUUUGUACGCGCACUCGGCAAUCGGGCAGUGUACCACAGCAACGAAUAUUAUUGUCUCGCGUCACGAUAAAAUAGUAAGUUUAAAAAUAUUAACCGUCGUUUAUAUAAACAGAAUGCGUGUAGUUAAAUAUUGUCCGUAGCAAAAACCCUCGCGUUUAAUAUUUAUGAAGUGCGAUUUUUUUUUUCGGAAAACUUCAUGUACCUGUGCUACGAUUUUUAUAUCUUUAAUAAUGAUUACUUAUCAUUAUUGCCAAUAUUACUUUGUUCAAUAUAUUAUAUAGUAGACGAAUUAAUCAAAAAGAUACGGACGUAUUUCGCACGAUUGGUGGGCUAUUGUUGCAGGUGAGAAGUUGGGAAAACAGGUUAUAGAGGGAAAUUUAAUGUAUAUCUAUAAUCUGUACGUGACGAUUAAUCUUUGCUUACGAAAAACAAUUCUGUGCGGAGUUCGGUCACACGUGUUUUAAAAGGCCGUUAUAAAUACGAUUUGGGAAUAAUACAUUUCGUAAAUUUUUCUGUUUAUUAUGAAAAAUUCCUGAUAAAAUCAAUAAAUGACCUCUGUAAAGUACCACCUCGGUCAGAUUUCCUUUCAGAAAAAGUGCUACAUUUGAAAAUCGGAGCAAAAUUUUUGGUAGAAAAGUUGUUAACAGAUAAAAAACAAAAAAAAUCAUUGUAAAACCAAUACAUUUCUUGCUUAUACAGAAUCUAAAAUCUGGAAAUCGCAGAUGUAUAGCGUAGUCCUACGGAAUAUUGUCCAUUUUACAAAAAAAAAAAAAACAGUAUAAUAAUACUGAUAAAAACUGACAAAUUUUGAAAAUUUUAACUGCGAAGAUUUUUUCCCUCAGAUCGUUUACAAGUAAUCGUACAAAUAAUGCCUUUUUUUCAUUACGUAUAUGCACAAAAAGUACAUUGCCAAACGGUUUUACUCAUUAAAUGAAAAUAUAGUAUACGAAUUUUAAUCGUGCACCCCUGUUAUAAACAAGUCGGUUUCGACUGAAUAAUUAAAUCUGUACCUAUAUAUAGUGAUAAUUGUAAUACCUUUUCAAUUUAAGACCAAUUUACAUUCGAAUUUUAAUUUUAAUUAAAUGCGGCUUACGUAUGUUAUAAUGUGAUGUGACGUAGUGUAUAACUUACGCAGGAAUAUGUAAUUUAUAUUAUAGUAGUAUGUCAAGAUUUUCGAAAUAAUUAAUAUACAAGAAGACGUAUAUAGAUAUAUAGGUAGGUAUAUAUUAUAAUAUUGUUAGCGAACAAAAGUUCGUGUCGUAUUCGCGCGAAUUAUAUUAUGUCUUAAUACAAUAUUUCAAUAUUGCCAAAAUAUAAUACGAUUAGCGUUCGUAACGACUUUAAAAUAUUAAUUUUAACAUAAUUCUUGCAGCAGCAAAUCCAGGGACGACGAUGAUGAUCACCCACCCUCUUUUCCCGAACAUGUUCUUAAUUCCAAAAUAUUCUAAGCUUGAAUUUCAUUACAAAUGUGUGCUUUUAAUGAAUUUUAAAAAUCGUCCCUCUCAUUAUUUUGUCCUUGAUUCUCGUAUAUAUACAUUCGCUGGUAAUAAUAUUAUUGUUCUUUAACCCACUAGUAAACCAUGUAUAUAGGUACAAUUCUGAAAUAUUAUACAGUACAAUAUACCCAUCUAUAAUUACAUUGUUGUUAGUAGUAAAAUCCUAUGCAAAAUAAAUAGAUAGGCUAUUUUAUUAAAUUGUAUAGCAUUUCUAUUUUUUUUAAUCGUAUUAAUACCAAAUUAUUGUAUCAUACACGAAUUUAGUGUUAGAAUAUAUACUCGCAUAUUAUUAUAGUCUGUUUUGGCCGAGCAAAAAAGGGUUGAACAUUUAAAACGAAGUUCAUAAUAAGUUGUACUUAAUAUACCUAGUAUUUUUUUUUGUAAGUUUUUUAUAUUCGAAGUGUGUGUUUUUGUAUUUUUAUUUUCUUGUGUCUGUGAACAAUUUGUAAUUUGUCUACUAGAAAUCUUGUUUUGAUUUUCAAGUGUAGUAGUACCUUGUCUGAACGGAAAUUUGACUGGGGUGGUAUAUUAAUCAAGGAGGUUAUUUUUUGGUUGUUUAAGUGCUUUUCAUAAUUAACAAUUGAGAAAAAUCGUUGUAAAAAUGGAAAAUCUACGAAAUGUAUUAUUUUCAAUUUUAUUUUUUUAUUUUGAUUGUUGCAAUUAAGUUGAAAUAUUCGUAGAUUUGAAAUUUUGAUAGAAAAUUUAAAUUUUCCGUUUCUAUAUAUUCAUUUUUAAGCCAUUUAAGGACAUUUUAAUUUUGCAAGGUUUUACGAAAUUUUUAUUUGGCGUAAGUAUAACUCUGUAGAUAGAAUUAUGAACUAAAUAGAAAUGCUUGAAAAUUUAACAGAAGGAUAUAAGUCAUACUUUAUAAGUCGUAAAAAAAAAUUUAAGUUAAAAUAUUAAAUUUUGACGAAAAUCGUAUAUAUUACGGUCUUUUAAAACAUGUAUAACCGAACUUUGCUUUGAAUUGUUUUUCAUCAACAAAGGUUUACUGUUGUUUACAGAUAUAAAUUAAUUAACUUUAUUUAUACUACAUUCCCAACUUCCCACUUUUAACAGUUGCACACCCGUCUCCAGUAUCGGCUAUUUUUUUUAAGUUUAAAUCUUGACGAAAACCGUACAAAUUACCUAUUGUAUUUUAAAUUUGUGUUUUACUGAACUUCGCUCAAAAUCAUAUUUCCUAAGUAAUGAUUUACCAAAUGUUUAAAAGUAAGUGAACGCUUUCACGUUUACGUUCGUUGGAAAAUGAACAGUGUUGACAGAAAUCCUCUAAAUAUCAAACAUUAUUAAUAUGGACCCUAUCUUCUAAGACAGUGUUCCGGAGUGAUAAAAAAUAUGCUGAAUAGUAAAUAUUUUAUAUUGAAUAUAUUAUUAUUAUUGUUAUUUUUAAGUUUUGAAACGGAGUUUUCACGGGGGAGGGAUUACAGAGAUUAAAUUAGAAAAAUAUAAAUUAUAUUACGCUCACAACACUCAUUGAACUGGCUCAUUCACACGAAAAUGUUAGUUUCUCAAACUUUAAAUUAUAGUUGCUCCAAAGUACUUUGUAACUUAAACUAUAUUGAAAAUUAAAUAUGAAUAUGGUCACUUAGAACUUAGAAGACACUUAUAUAUAUAUUUACUUAUGAUAAAUAAUUAAGUAAUGCAUAAACAUAUAAGAUAUAAAGUACACUUUUAAAACCAAUAAACAUAAUUUUUUAAAUUAUUAAAUAAAUAUGUACAAAUUAUUAUGUAGCUAACAGGUCUGACAUACUGUGCUUUUAUAAAUAUAACAUUUAUGAAUUAAUUAUAAAAGUAAUUUAGAUUUUUUUCAAACUAUAUUUAUCAUAGCAUCAUUUUCAAUUACAAAAAUAAUUUUUUUUUUGUCUCCAUUAACAUGAAUGAUUCUAAGUUUUCCAUUAACAUUGAAUUUCUCAAUCUAUUUUUUAAGUACUUUAAUGUCGGAUAGGCAUUAGAAUAAAUAUUAUAUUUAAUUAAUGUAUUAUAACUACAUAUUGCACAAUUUUUACACAUUUUGCAUGAUUUUGACAGGUCCUUUUCCCUCAUCUUCAUUUUCUGAGUUACUAUUCAAAUAAUAUAUCCUUUCAUUAAAUUCAGUCUACGGAUUUUCUUAAGUACUUCCAAGAUUUUGAAAAGCUUAAUAACUAAAAAAAGCUUAAUUUUAAUAUUAUUUUCAUUGUUAACAGGAUAUUAUUUUAACUUUACAGCUAAUUUAGUAAACGCAUUUUUAAGUAUUUAAUUUUCAUUUUUAAAUACAUAUAUUUAUAAUAUUAUCAAUUGUAUAAUGACUUAAGAAUGUCACAAAACUACUUCUUCUUUUAGAUCCUUUUAAAUUAAUAUUUUCACUUUUAUUCAUAAUUGUGUAUAAAUGUUUAUUUAACACUGGAUCAUACUUACCCAAUAAUAUUGUUAUUUCUAAAAAGGUUUCGUGGUCUAAUGUAGGAUCUUUAUGAAAAUAUGCCAUUUCAUUGUUUUCCUCUGACACUUAAACCAUAUUUUCCUAUUACUUUAAUGACAUCAACUAUUUGUUCAAGAAUUUUUCGAUUCUUUUUAAAUUUCUCAAGAUGUAAAUGCAAUUAAUUACCUAAUGUUUAAUUAACUAUCAAUAUCACUUGAUGGCAAUGUCUAAAACAAGCAUCACAAUAAUUUACAUGAAUUUUACUAAUUUCAUGUUCGGAAAUCUUCUGAUAUAAUAUAUGUUUCCAGUCUGUCAUUCCAGAAAUAAAAGGAUUAAUCUCUGAGGAAAAGGCCAAACAAAUAAAUAAAACAUUUUCUUAUUGAUUUUUUCAUAUGUACACUGGUGUCUUUUGUAAAUUUCUAUUGUAACUUUUCUAUUAACAAAUGGUAAAAUUGAAUUAUCACAAGGUUGUAAUGGAUGUAAUUUAAAAAAAAAAGUAGUUGAAAAUAGUAGGUUUUGGCUUUGCAAAAUACGGAAUCCUAAGAUCUUCAAUUUGAUCUAAGUAUUAAAAUUAAUAUAAUACAAAUAAUUUUUUAAAGAUAUUAAAAAAAAAAAUACCAUCAAGUAUUGUUUUGGAGGGUAUUGGUUUGUCUGUAUUAUUUUUCAUGUUGUUUUUGUCUAUAUGAAAUAAAAUAAAAUAUCAUUAAUGUAAUAAUAACAAAACAAAAAUUGUAAUUUGAUUUUUUUUUGUAAAAUAUUUGUAUUUGUUUUUAUAGUGUCGGUAUUCAAAAAUAAUAAAUGGACUAAUUUUCGCGAUUCGUUUGCAACGAAACUUUGCGAACUCAAAAAUAAAAACUCUGGGUCAGCUAGGUCUAAAAAAAGAAAAUGGCACCUUUUUAACAGGAUACGUACUUUAACUAGUUUUAUGAUGAAACAUAAAAUGGGUAGCGACAUUAAUGAUGACUUAUUAAAUGAUUUGGAAAAAAUCAUAGAGUCUGAUUCAAUAGUUGAAGAUGAUACAAUAUUAGUAGAUAAUACAGUUAUAGAGAAAGAACAAGACAUUAAUAAUUUAACAUUUAAACAACCAAAACAGACUUUCUGUAAAAAUCCAUGUGAAACAAAAGAAAAUGAUAAGGUAGCAGAAUCGAUGAUAGAAUUUUCGAAAUCAAGAACUAACAAGUCAGCUUCAAUUGAAGAAUCCCCAGAAUUGUUUUUCUUUAAAAGCCUUAUUCCAGACUAUCAAAAACUUAAUAAUAAAAAUCAAAGGAAAUUCAAAAACGUAGUUUUAUCAACUUUAAACAGCUAUCUUGACAAACAAGAAGACAAUACAAAAUAAUAAUAAUAUAUAUUCUAUAACACCAGUUGGAGAAUAGAAAAUUAAUUUAUGUCAAGCCGGACCAAUCGCAUUGGACCACAACUAAUAUAUAGUAAAGAAGUCAAUAUAGAGUUUUUUAACAUAAACAUGUAAUAUCUGCAUAAUAUCUGAACUUAAAAAAGCUAUAAUUUCGAAACUUAGUCAGUUCGCUCAACUUUGACUUUACCAUUUUUCUUAAAUCAGCAAUCAGCAAUACACAUAUGUAUACAAAUUGAAAAAUUAGAUUUGUUUCACAUAAUUUUUUAUUCAAACAAUUUUCGUCAAAAUAUAGUAUCAAAAUUCCCUUAUAAAUACAAAUACUACAUUAAAGUAAUUUUUUUUUUUUUUUACGACAAAUUAAGAUUUAAUAACCUCCUGUUAAAUUUUCAGGCAUUUCUGUUAAGUCUAACAAUUUUAUCACAGAAUACCUACCGAAUAAAAUUUACGUACAACACUUGUAAAAUUAAAACGUCUAUAAAUAUUUCAUCCAUUUAUAAAUGGCUUAACAUUUUGAAAAUUUUAUCACGUCUAGAAAAGGCAAAUAUAAGUUUCUGUUCAAAUUUCAAAUCUCUACGAAUAUUUUUAACUGAAUUACAACAAAUAAAAAAAUUGAUAAAAUAAUAAAAGCAUUAAUUUCGUACAUUUUCUUGUGUUUUAUACUGGUUUUUCCUAGAUAUUAUGAAAACCGCUUCUAAAAUAAAUCUAAAAUAAAAUAAAUCAAUUGUUUAUCCAUAUUUCUAUUACUGAUCAAUAUUUUAUUUUUAUAUACGGAUCUUAUCAGUCAAUUCGGAUUAAUCAAAAUCUGUUGAAUAUUUUUUCAAUGCGGAAUGUGGAUUAAUCAAAUUAAGUACCCUUUUAAUAUGAACACGAUUUGACACAUAGUAUAGUGUAUUGUAUAUAAUAACAUUUUUAAGCAUAUAUUAUUAUUAUAAUACAUAAUGCAGAUCCUUAUAAUACACCCAAGGGCCGAGAGCAUAAAAAUGGAUCAACAAUGUGCUGUAACAACAACGGCUACGGCGACGGACGAAACGUUAUUCGAAUAUAAAGGCGGAUUGGCCGACGAUUUGAAAUUUCUCGCGGCUAUCCCAGAAGUGUGUGACGUGACAUUUUUAGUUGGAGAAAUGCGGGAACCCGUGUGCGCAGUCAAAGCAAUUCUCGCGGCCAGAAGUCGGUAAGUAUAUAAUUAAUAAUUUAAUUAAAAUACUACGAUUAUAUAGGAGAACGCAGGAACAAAUUGAACAAAAUUUAAUCAAAAGGUUUCAUCUAUCACAUUUGAUCAUUGUAUUGCUGUAAAUCAAUUUAUUAUGAGUAUUCAAAAUUUAAGUACAAAUUAAAGAGCAAAUUAUUUUUCGGAGGAGACUUAGAUAACAAACGCUCCAUCCCGAGUGUUCGCCACUGCUGUAAUAUUGCCUUAAUGUGUCAUUUUCAAAUUUUUCAUAUGAUGGGCGUGUAUUCAUGGUUUUUUCACACUUAAAGCCGCAAAUUUGAUCUUUAGUUUAGUGGGCUAAGUUUUACGCAUCUAAUUCGUUGAAUUUUUUGAAAUUUGAGACAAUUGUUUUCUAGAAAAUUAGCGGUCCAGACAAUUAAAUUUCAGAAAAUUAGAGUGCUGACAAAUUAUUUUCCUAUAAACAACUAUUGCUUACUAUUCAUAAUUAGUGUGUAGAUAUAUUGUAGUAUACCAUGGUAUGCUCGCAUAAUAUAUACAGUUGCAUAUUUAUAGAUUAUUCUGCAGUACCUAUAUAGAUAUAUGAAUAGGUACUGCAGAAUACUGCAAUGUGAGAAUGUUGAAUUAAAUAAACGAGAGAAUAAUAAUGUUAAUCGUUUCGUUUUUCGAGUUUCGGUGUUAAGUUCUUUGAUCUACAGCUCUGAGAACUCAGUGCACUCAAUAGUUAUAAAGAGACAAUUUGUACGAUCGAUCGUUCAGUAUUAUAGUCUUUGUAUAGCUAUUAUAUAUAUUGUAUCUUCAAACAGUUCAAACCUUAAAGGCCAUUCUAAACCGAGAUGUAUUUACCUACUAUUUUCUCUGGAUUUAAACGUAACGAUAUUAAUUGAAUUGUAAAGUGGUAACGUUUCUAUAUAUCUAUAUAGGAUCAUGUUCACAACAAAGUCAAUUUUGUCAGGUUAGGACUAUUUGUUUGAAAAACCAGAAUAUUGGAAAAAUAAAUUGGAAAUUUCUUAAACAAUUACGUUUUGUAAAUGAUUAAUAAUCAUUAAUAUAAUAUAAUAAUUGAUUAUACAUGUUCAUUAUUUGUUGCUCGUGCUUCGGUUGGUUUAAAAAUGAAACAAUUAAAAAAAAAAUAUGUUUAUUAAAUGAAUAUUAUAAUGAAAAAUUAUUAAUUGCAUGCAUAAUUUAUCAGCAGAAAACUCACGAAAUUAAUAGAGAGCAUAAGUGUGACCAAAUAAAUGUGCACGAGGUGCAAAAUAAAUUUCAUAUCCAACCCAACUAAAUUUUUCCAAAAUCUAAAAAAAGAACAAUUGCGUUAAAAUAAUUAUAUUAUGUUUUAUAUCUCUUAACAGUCUAAAAAUCGUUUAAUGUUUGGUUUUAAUUUUUUAACAAUUUAAAUUCUUCAAUGACUUCAUCGUAGUUAGUUUCAUUUGUAAAUGGCUCCACAAAUAUGUGAUUCAUGAGUAGGGUUUGGGAUUUGUUGAACUAAAAAUUAUUGGAAUAUGCAUGCAAAUAUGCAGUCAAAAUAGUCAAAAUAUGCAGGUAAUUUUUACUUUAUUUUUGACGCGUAAAACAUAUUAUAAUAAUUAUAGAAAUAAAAAUCUCGAAAAUAGAUAGGUAUGUAUAUAAUACAAAUCAUCGAUAACAAGGUUGAUUACUAAUCGAUAAACAUAAAGAGACACUCACCUACGUCCUAUACCUAUCCAAAGUAAUUUAUUAAAAGAAAUAUUAUUUGAUGUUAUCCAAAUACGAUUUACCCGACAAUUUUAGUUAAAUAAAAAUUAAAAACAUGCAAAAUAUGCACAAAUAUGGUAAAAAUUGCUCAAAUAUGCACUUUUCCUAAAAUGUGACAAAAUAUGCUGAAAUAUAUAAAUUCAAACUUUGUAUUUAAUGUCGGUAUUUCAUAUAACAAAUUUAUGACUUACUUAGAAUAAUCUACGACCACUACAAAAAAACAUGCAAAUGCAAGAAGUCCCGAACCCUAUUCAUGAGUAUUAAGUCGAGUCUUUUUUGUCAUAUUAUUUCUUAACUUUGUUUUCACAAUAUUUAAUUUAGAAAAUUGUCAUUCACAUGAACAGCUGCCAGCUUAUGACUUGUAUGGUCACAAAUGUUGAAAGUACUUUAAAAAUUUUCAGAAAACUAUCAUAUUUUAAUAAUUUUUAAAGCCAGCAAUGCACUAUUUUUGUCGUGGAUCUUUUUUUGGGAUGUCCAAGUGUUUUUAAUUAACGUAUUUCAGCCAUUUGAUAAAACCAAGUAAUAAGUGAUAACAAACAUAGUAUAAUAUUAGAAUCAUGUGUAGAGAACAAUAUUAUUUUUAAGCUCUUUUGGUUUAUAAAAUUAUAACUAAAGAUUUAUAUUUUUAAUUCAAGAAUCUUGACAUGACUUCAGUUGUGCAACUGCAUACCCUGCACACUCUGUAACCAUGCCAAUAGUAGAAGAGGACAGAGUAUAUCUAUUCAUAUUCAGUAUAGUAUUAUUAGUUGUAUAACUUUAAAAUUAUAAUAGAUUUUAAUAAUUGUCAAAAUAAUGAGUCAUUAUUCUGUGUUAUAUGUAUGAGUAUUAUAUAGUAUGUUACAUUUUUAAAUUUUAGACCAUUAAUAAAUGGACCGAAAUUACUAGUUUAAAAGCGGUAAAUGCAAGUUCUUAAGUUUUACUAUAUAGAUUUAGACUCAAAAUAUAAUUUUCUCUGAUUAUAUAAUAUAUAGUAUUAUUGUCAUUUUCGCUAUACAAUCCAGAUUUACAAAACUAUACAUUUAUUCUCUUGGGCUAACUGUAUAUCUAUAUAUACUUCGACUCCGGCAUUUAGUUUCUCUUCAAACUGCUUUUCGGUUCACUGGAUUCUUCUCGCCUACCUAUACACAGUAUACACUAUAUUCAUGUUAUAGAAUAGAACCCCUAAAGUUUAAAGUUCAAAUCUGCACCAUUUAUACUGCCAAUAAACCGAUUCCUUAAGUUUGUGUAUACAGUUCACUAAUUUUUAUAACUUAUUUUCAUUUAAUUUAUAUUAUAACUAUUCAAAGUUUUUAUGGAUUUGUAGGAUAGUAAGUUUUUCGGUUAUAUUUAUGUUAUAUAUAAAUACAAUAUAUACUCGUUUUUUAUCGUAUGUUUGCUCUUGAAAUGUGAUAUUUCGGAUUUUUAAUUUCCAAAUACGUAUUAAAAAAUAGUCUAGUUAUAAACAUCAAUCGAAAUGAAAAUUAGUCAUAAACACUGAAAUGAAUCUGCAACGUCAUACUCCACAAAAACAAAUACUGGAAUUAAAGAAAAACUAAAUAAAUAAAUACUAUAAACAUUAUUAUGGUAUAACUACUUUGGACAUAUAAAAACCUGUAACAUUUAAAUUAAUAAUGAAAUACAUUUAAAAAUAAAACGCUUGAUUAAUUGGCAUGCUGCAUGAGAAUUAUAUUACAUUACUUGUAUUGGGUAUCUAAUGCGAAAAACAUCAAACAAAUCUGAACACCAGAAAAUAAUGCUUUAGUUCUAUGAGGGAUUUUUUUUUUUGUUUACAUUUAGAGUGUUUUAUAAAAUGUUAUACAACACAAAUGGCAAACAGUUACAAAAUCAACAACUUUCGAUCGGAGGUAGUUCGUCGUCGAAACGAAGCGGAGGACUGAUUAAACAAUUAUCCGGUGCUACAAGUGGGAGUCCAAAUUCUCAGCAGCAAAAUAGGUUGAGAAUGCUGUUGAAACGUAGUUCAGAACCGUUGUUGAUUUUCCAACAAAAUCACCAACAGCAGUAUCAAUCGAGGGUAAACGCAAUGUGUUUUCAAUGCAUUAUUUUAUAUAUUUAACGUUAUUUAGAUAGAUAAAAUAUAUUGCAUUUUCCAGUAAAGAAAUCGAUUUCUGAAGUUUAUAGAUAUUUACAGAUUGAUUUAUAUACAAUGUAUAUUAUACACGUACAGGUAUUAUAAAAAAAAUUGUUUUCAACGUUACAAAACCAUUAAUUUUAUUACAAACAACUAUACUUAUUUCAAUUUUUAAUGAAAGAAAAUAAUAAAAAUUAUCUAACGUGAACUUUCGAGUAAAAAAUCGAGGAUAAAACAACAACGUAUUAUUAACAAUAAUUGGAACAUUAUUGAAAAAGUAAUUUUAUCGUGGGGUAGAUAACUUUUUAUUUUUUUGGAUAUGCUAUAAGUUUAUUUCCAGAUGAAUAUAUUUAGUAUCGGCGCUACAAAUUACGGGGCUUGGUGUAAAUUAAUUUUGCGAAGCUCUUUUUAUAUUUUCUUCUUAUGUUUAAGAGCGUCGAUUCUAAAUUUUUUAAUAUCAUUUUCAGUAACCAAUUAUAAAAUUACCUAUUUAUUAGAAGUGAAAUAUAUUUAAUACUGGUUAGGUAAACUAAAAUAUCUUAGAUACAUUAUUAAAAUAAAAUAAUACCUAACGAUUGUUAAUAUUUAAUUUUUAAUAUUUAUAGUAGAAAAAAGUUGACAACAUAAUUAGUAGAUAACAUAAUUUAUAGUAGAUAACAGUUUAUUAAGAAAUGGUUUAUGUUAUUUUAAUAAAUUAAAUUAAUUUAUAAAAUACCUAAUAAAUAAAUUAAACAGAUUUUUAUGUAUUGUAUGUAUUUAUUUAUAUUUUGUGUUGUUGUUAUAUUGACAUAUCUAUAUGAUAAACCACGAACAGCAACUUCAAAAAUCUCCGCCAAACAUUAGGAACAGUGUUAAGAACACCAGUAACAAGACAAUGACAGGUCCCGGACCUAACGCACCGAUGACGACUUGGUCGAAGUACAAGAGAGGAAGUGCUGUCGGAACAACGUCGACGAUAAACAAUGCUACCUGCUCUGUGACGUCUCCAACAGUGAUAGUAAUCGAAGAAUUUGACGCCGACGUGUUCCGACAGUUGGUCGAAUACGUGCAUACGGGUUGCGUGACAUUACAGCCACGGACGUUAUUGGGUAUGUUUAUACAUAUUAUACAAUUUUUAUACAAUAUACACAUUGUAUUACACGCAUUCUAAAUACAGAAUAAUAAUAAUAAUAAUAUGUUAGUGGUAUACUCCGAAAUGUAGGUAUAUAUUAAUUAUGGGGGAGGGAGAGAGAUCUAACUAUAAAUUAUUUGUAAUAGGAGCGAUUUGGGAGUUCAAAAAUGAAUUGAACUUCUAUAUGGUAAUUUUUAAAUUAAACCAUCCAAUUCCUCCCAUUACUUAUCUACUCCUCUGGAAAUACUUAUAUACGCAGAUACAUCAGAGCGAUUUCACUAUUGUAAAAAAUACUAAAUAAUUUGUAUUAAAUACACGUAAAUAAUAUCAUAAAAUAAAUUAUAAAAGAUGUACCAUAUGAUGGUUAUACGAUUUCUGAAGGCGAAUUGAAAAAAAAAAUAUAGGUAUGUAUACAUCUAUUAUAACACGUAUAGCCGUAGGGUAUAGAAUUUAUUGUUGUCGAACUGUGUGUUAUAAUAUUGUUAAUAAAGGCUUAAUGAAUAAAUUUUAGGAUGAAAUUCAGACCUUAAUAUUAUUGUUUUAAGAAUUUUUUAAAAUUAUGAAUGACUUAUGAUACAUUAGGGGGUCAGGAUGGGUACAAAACAAUGUUUAAUUUAAAGGCAAUUCGAAACAUUUCUGUUUUGUUUUACCACUAUAUUUACUACCGUUGUAUUAUGCUAUUAAAAUGGAGACAUAAAAAUUAGAAAUGUGCAUUUAAUUUUUUUGGCUAUGAAUAAAAAUUAGUUAAAAUAAGUCUUGAGACGGAUGUUUUCAUGCUGCUAUAAAGAUUCAUUCAGAGGAUUGCAGGAUACCGGCCGUUAAGGGAUUGAGUAUAGGCAAUUUUAAGGCAAUUCAUAUAAUAUUAUAAUAUUUACAUAUGUAUUUAAUUAUAUUUGGGUAAAAGUGUUUAAAAGUACUUCUUCAUCGUACCUAGAGUUAUGAUUAAAAACAGAUUGGGUUUCGUCAUUAUUGUACAAGUUUACUGCUUUAGAUCAGUAGUUCCCAACAUUUUUGUUAUGGCGACCCAUACAUUUACUCUUUUUAGGUAUGCGACCCACAUUAAAAAAGCUAUGAUAAUGGGGGUACAAACACUGUUGUAAGUGGGAAGUUGGGAAGGUAGGAUACAGAAAGGAAUUUAAUGUAUAUCUGUAAGCAACGAUGAACCAUUGCUAACGAAAAAACGAUUCUGAGCUGAGUUCAGUUGAUAACGAUGUUUUUUCAACUAUAUAUAUGUCAUAUUAUGGUAAAAUAAUUAAAUAGAUAUUAUAUAUUUUCUUUAAUAAUAUUUGUUUAAUAUUGUACCGAUUUUCCCAUUUUUCCUCCGGUUUAUCACAUUUUAUCAGGAAACUCUUGGGGAAAUCGAAAAAUGACCUUCUCGAAAUACUUUCCCAGUGGGAUUCCCUUUCAUAAAAAGUGCUAUCACUGUAAAUCUGAGCAAAAUUGCUGGUGGAAAAGUAGUUCACAGGAAAAAAAGAAGGCCGUAAUAUUUUUUUAACUAAUCCUUGUAUUUUAUACAUUUUCAGUUUUUCCUCAGUUUUUUUUUUUGGUUUUUCACAUUUGUUUAUUUUUUUAUUAUUUUUACAAACAUAUAUUUUUAUUUUUUCUAUUUUAUUAUAUUAUAAUCAAAAUAUAUCUCUUUCCAACCAUAGGUUGGACCCAAAGGUUGGGAAACACUGCUUUAGAUCGACUUUUCGCUUAUUUAGAUUAAUAUUUAAUUCUAUGUCUAUUCAGCUGUGAACGUUUGAAAAUGUUUGAUACUUAAAGUAUAAUUCCGUAAACGUGGAAAAGUCAAUCUCUAAAAUAUGAAGAAUAUAAUAAAAAUACUACUAUCUUGAAUUCCUAUCCAAACUUUUAUUCAACCAGAUUGACUCCCCUUCCUUAUUUAACGAAAUAAGCUUCUGUUCCUCCAUGUCACACUCGUUACUCAAUUCCUUUUUCCAUUUCUCUUUUACCUAAUAAUUUCUUUCGUAAUACCCCAAUGGUUUGUCUCCCCUGUUCACCAAUCUUUUCUUUUACAGUUUUUAAGGUUUUAUUAACAGUAAUAUUUUAUAUUAAUCUGUUCUUAUUUGUUAUAUUAAUGUUUGCUUUGUAAUUGGAAUUGCUCCGUUUGUAUAAUAAAAUAAAAUAUAUACCAAAACAUAUCUUCAAAUAACGGUUGGUAUCUAAUUCUCUUAACUUUUAAUAAAUAUAAUAACUUAUCAAUAAUUUAAGCAUAAUAUAUUUAGACUUUUAUUUCCUUACUUUAUGGGUAGAUCGUAGGUAUAUGUAUGUAUAGAUAUUCGAUGUUUCCAUUCAAAGUGUUAACACAUAAAUUCGUUAAAAACCCUGACUUUAAAUGGUUUCUAAGCGUGAUGUUAUCUAUUUUUACAAUAUUUUAAAAAUGUACCGCUUGUUUUAAUUAAUUUAAAGUUGUUUAAUGUAAAUUUAUAAACUUUUUAAAAAAAAUGUCUUUGUUUAAUAGUUUGUAAAAAAAGCAUAGACUUUAAUAGUUUACCGCUCGUUUUUCAAAAAAAAAAAAGUGUAUAAAAAUAAUAACAAAGAAUAUUUUUCUGAAAGAAGAACCAUAAAAUGUAUAUAAUUGAUCAAAGGGUUUUUAAUAAUAUCAUAUUAAAACAUAAUAAGGUUUAGAAGUACAAAGAUUUGCUAUAAAUAAAUGUGACACUGCACUCCUUGAUCCUUUGUCUUAACUUUAUUUAUAUAACUAUAUAAGGUCAUACUUAAUUAAAAUAUUAACAAUGUUAAUAUUUUAUGUUAAUUUUACAUAAUUAUCAGUGGUUAAAGUGGAGAAAUUACCUUUCUUAUUUAAGGUAAAAUUAUUCGUUCCCACUAGUUUAAGUUUUGGAACUCUGAGGGAUGCUUUGAUUAUUGCUACCUACUGAAGUAUUUUUAAUAAUAUUUUAAAAACUCAAAUUAGUUUUAUUAAAAAUAAAUUAUUUUAUGACUAUUGUGUUAUACAUAAUCAGACUCCGUUUUACUUUAUUUUUACUAAGUAGGCGUAUGUGUAAGAUAUUAUUUUGGUUGAAGGGGGUCCAGUUUAUUUUAAAACCGUAUUUAGUAUAAAAUUUAUAUGAAUAAAUGUCUGUGGGAGAAAUAAAUUUUAAAAGUAUUGUCUUUAUGAUGGGUUUUCUGAAAGUUUAGUUGAGUCUAGUUAGUUCUUGGGAACGCCCUCUAAUUAUUGGUAAAUAUAGUCCCCUUCGAAGUUUCUCCUACUUGAUAAAACUCUCGAUCAAAGCUUUAUAAUAAAGAAUUUAUUCCUAAUAAAUAAUAUAACAUUAUUAAUUGUCACCGAGAUAGGUGGCAUAUUAAAAUGUAGGUAAGCAUUAUAAUUUAUUAAGAAGAGGUUAUACUGCUGAAGUAUGUGCCACUGUCGUAGUAAGAAGUUGGAGAGAUAAGAUACACAAAUAACGAAAUAUGAUUCUGAGUGAAAUUCAGUUAUUCAUGUUUUGAAAUGCCGUAAUAUUUAUGAUUUUCAUCAACAUUUGAUCUUAAAACGGUAAAAAAAACACCCUAUAUAGUACUUUUAUAUUUAUAUAUACUUUUUUUUUACUAAUAACUAUAAUUUAUACUGAACGUCCUAUUAACUAGGUCAAACAGUAAUAUUCAUAUAGUAUUUAGCAAAUAAAAUCUACGUAAAAAACUUGCAAAAUUAAAAUGCCUAUAAAUUGGUUAAAAGUAGUAAAAUAUAUAUAAAGUUUUAUCACGUCUAUAAAAAGUAAACAUAAGUUUUCUAUAAAAAUGUCAAGUUUCUAAGAAUAUUUUCAACUGAAUUAAAAUAAAAACAAAAUUGAAAGUAUAUCAAAUCCAUUAUUUUCAAAAUUCUCCCGUUUUCUCUACGUUUUUUUCGAGUUCGUUCAAUCAUUAAGACAACUACACUUAAAAUCAAAAAAAUACUUUUUUCCUCACCAAUUAAAUUAAAAAUGCAACAAAAAAGGUGUUUUAAAAUUUGUUUGGUUGAAGCAAGAUUUUUGGUAUAAAACAUAAUUCGUACAAAUUAAAAACAAUAAAAUCAGUAACGUCGUGGUAUGUUGUAAAUAUUUGUUUGUUUUUCCUAUCCAUAUAGGGUGAUUUUUUGAUCAAUACAAUAUUUAAAAUAUUGUAUUAAACUGUAUUAAUUUAUUUCUUUAUAUUUUUAACUUAUACACUGUCCUCCGUUUUAAAUUAUUAAACUUUUAAAGAAAAGUUUCGUAUGGUGUGUCCUUGUGCCAGGCUUGAUUGUGUUAAAGUAGAAAUCUUAUUUAGAAAUGUAAAUACGAAUAAUAAGAGCUAUUGUUAUCAUAAUAUGUCAACCAAACGUCAUUAUCCGACUUUCAUCAACAUGAUUAAAUUACACAUUUUGAAUAUCGUGUUCGUAUAAUACAUUUUAAAUUUAUUUCUUUUUCUCGAUGUAUAUUCAUAUACAUUUAAAGAACCAAUUCAUCAUCUCGAAUAACGGAUGAUACGAUUGAUAAUUUCCAUGAUAUACCUACUGCAUCGUUCACUUCUGGCACAAAUUCUCGAAUAUAUUUCGUUUAAAUCGUUAAAAACUCAUUUAUAGACGGUUUUUCUAUAGACACUGUCAACGUUUAGCUUCGUAAUUAAUACUUUUAGCGAGUUUUUUGUUGCAAGUUAACUAAUUAUUUUUUUGAGAUAACCACGCCAUUACUUUAGUGUCAGUUAUAUUUUUUUUUUUGCUUAGUAUUUGUGUAUUUACUUAUCAUUUUAUAAUAAUGUAUUAACAAUAAUUCAUUUGGUUUUUUAGUUUUUUAUUUAUUUGUUGUUUUUUUUAUUCGUUUGCUUUUUUAAAGAUAUAUCAGGAUUAACAACUGGUGUGACCUUAAUCAAUUAAGAAUUAUUUGACGUUAGUUAAUAAUAAUUGAUCUCAUAAAUCUUUUACAAACUGUAUAUUUUAUUCAAUUUUGUUUGACUCAUUUUUAACAAUUUUUAUCGAUAUAAACCGAUGAUCGACCAAUGACCAAUGACCUACCUAAUAUUUUACAGAAUAAUAAACAGAAGUUUUUUAUUACAUGUGCUUAUAUGAGUACAUGGGGUAAUUAAUUAAAAUGUUCUCAAAAUUACACUUCAAAAUAUAAAACUUGCUGAUUAAAAAUGACGUGUUCGCGGCAGAUGGUAUCCGUUCUCACGGUUACCCAUAUUACACAACUCUUCGAAAAUUGUGAAUCCACCGUAAAAAAUUGAAUUUAACCAGGAUGAUGGAAAUCCCUAUGACUUGUGAUUAUAUAUUAGAUAUAUUAUUAUAAUUUAUAACGAUCUCCUUUCUAAAAAAGUAAUUUUGACCGUAACGUUGUAAGGUAAGAAUAGAACCAGCCACAUGAAGAAAAAUCGUUCUAACUCGUUUUUUUUUCUCCUCCAAAAAUGUCAUUAAAAUUGCCUAUACAUAAUCCCUUACUUAUUGCAGAUAUUGUGACCUCCAUUUUUAACAUACAUAGAGGACCUGAUCGACUUCUUAUAGAAUAUCCUGAUAGAGUUGUUGAUCGAAUUUAAAUAUAUGAUGAGACAUGACCUUUACGCAGGUAUUAGUGUGUUCUAUACAUGAAUGUGUAUUUUAUUAAUAUUUCAGUACCAAAACCAGCUUAAAAAAAUAUAUCUAGUUCGGUCGAUUCGACAAUUAUUACAGUAUAUUGAUAUUAUCUAUAGCAAGGGAUGAAAAUAAUAAUAAUAAUAAUAAUAAUAAUAUAACGCGUACGAUGAGUGUAUAUCAUAGUAUUAUUUAUACAAUAUUUAUUAGGGGUAUUGAAUGCUGCCGACUAUUACGGUCUGGACGAGUUGCGAGCCGCCUGCACGGGUUUCGCGGACACCGGUGGCGGUAUUACCGUGGACACGGCUUGCGCGCUGUUGGCGUCUGCCGAACGGUACAUCCACUACAAGUGCACCAAAUCGCUGGUGCAAAAAGUACGAGGCCGUUAUUAUCAUGAAGACGUGUUUUUGGUGACGCUAUUUCGAGCCAUCCGGUGGAUAUAGAUAAUUUUUUGCUCAAAUAAUUUCUUGAUUGCUGUAAUUUAUGAGGUGCGAUCAAAAAGUUCUGGGUCUGUUUGAAUUUCGUGGUUAGGUUAGGAGCUUUGAAGAGCAGUAGGAUUAAUAUCACUGGCUUUUUUUACUUCUUCUGGGCAUAUAUUAUGAUUUUGUAGAUUCUUUAUAACCUUAGUUAUAGUUUCUUAAUUUUGAUGUAACCGAUGGUUUUUUUGUGGUUAGCGAUUUUAUAGUGAAUCAAAAAUUAGGUAGUGCUUUUUAGGAGGGGGGGUACAAGUAAACAUUUUUCUACCGCUAUGGUAACAUAAUCUUGGUUGGCAAAGAAUUGCAAUAUUUUUUAUGACUCAUGCCAAAAAAUUGUAACUAAAAAACUGCAGAUGUGUCGUAUGGCAGCAAAGGUUAUCACAAGAAUUUCGAGGAUUAAAAAAAAAAACAAAUACAAGUUCAAGCAGUAGCGCAACCAGAAUUUUUUUUUGAAGGGAAUUUUAUGAAUUUUAAAAAAAAUUCAAUUUUUGAUGGUGUUUGUUGGGGUGGAGGGGUUAAGGUUAAGUUAGGUUUAUGAGUAAAAAUCUUUAAAUUGUUUAACUUUCAUUGAUAGACAACGCAUAUUGGAAAAUAAUUUGGACUCAUAUUAAUUAUGUUUUUAAAUAUACUUUACUCAUAAGUCAUGGUAAGAAAAAUAAUAAUAAUUUAAAAUUAAAUCUUCGAGUAGUGCCUCACCAUUUCAUUAAGGACUAAAUCUUGUUUAGCUUCAAUCUCUGUAUAAAUGUUUAAAGUGGCUAUUCAAUUAAGUCUUUAUGUCCUGUAAUGUUUCUUAAAUAAGUUUUUAGCCUUCUAAGUUAAGAAAAUGAUCUUUAUGAUAGCUACUAUACAAAUAAUACAACUACGUACUACGCAUAACUCGUAAAACACUCUCAAAUAUGAUUCGGGGUGUCACCCCCCCCCCCUCUUCCUAGUUUCCUUGUGUGGUAUAUGCUAAUAAAUACGUUUUUAUUUAUUAUAAUUAGGGCUAGGGAAUUUGUGACCUUAAAAUGUUCGAAAUAAUUAAAAAUAAAAAUAAAAUAAAAAGUACGAUAAUUUACUCUCCUUUUGGAUUAAUUACAAAAUCGCCAAACAUGAAAAAAUGUUUUACAAAACAAUCGAUUAUAUCAAAACGAAGAAAGUUAUAGGUAAUCGACAAAAACAGAUAUGCCAAGGAAAAAUCACAGAAUCUUACUUUCGACAAAUCAUUGGCAUGCAAUUUAAACAGUCUCGAAAUUUUUUAUGAACACCUCAUAUAUAUACUGCCAAAAUGUUAUAUUUAUACUGUUAUAGUUUAGUGGACGAUUUGCACAGCGAUCAAAUAAAUUUAACAUCAUAGAUACAUAUAAUAACUCUACUUGACUCUAUGAGUUAAUCAGAAACUUCGCAGCCAUAUAUAAAAGCCAAACAAAAAGGCACAUUUUAUUGAUUAAUACAUGCAUUUUUUGUGUCGUAAAUUAGAUAUGUGAUAAUUUAAAAAAAGAAAAAAUAUUUGAAAUUUAUCAAAAAUUGUUUUUAUAACAUAUAAUUCAUAGGUUAACCUAACCUAAUCCAACUAAUUUAAUUUGCCGUCUUAAUCUUAGUUUAGUUGUUUUAUAUACCUAUGUAUAUAACUAAUUAUAAAACGUACGUCGUACGGUUUUAAAAAUAUUGUUGUUGAAUACUACAGGCUGUCAAAAAGUGCAUUCAGUCAUCAAACUAUUACAGUAUCUAAACAAUAACGCCAAAACAGUUUGCAGUUCGUUAAGCUAUUUAUAGUAAAAGGUUUGCUCGAAAUUGCACCGAAAAAACACGUCUAAUACCUUCGAGUAUAGUGUAGAGCUCGGAUGUUGUUGCAUUUACAACUUUCUAUUAAUCCGGCAGUAGCGCCGACAUUUUAAAAAUUUGGUCCAGCGAUUUCUAAAUUUAGAAGCUUCAAUAUCUUAAUUAUUAUUUGAUAUAGUUAAGUCAUAAAAUAUGGACUUCGGUUCCACUAAGCGAUUGAAUUUAUUAAAUUCGUUAAAAUCUAAACAUUUAAAAAUUGUUUUAAAACACGAGUAGGAAUGUGUUGUAUUUUUUCAGUUUUUUUUUUAUAUCUACCUAUUUGCUUUUGAACCACAUUUUAUAAAAAAAAUAUAAUAAUAAUAUACAACUAUACAAUAGUAUUAAUAUACUAAAUACUGAUCUUAGUAACUAACAAUGCUAUUUUAUUUAAAUAUUGUAUGUAUUAAGAUUUAAAACUGUUAGUUUUUGUGUUAUUUUUGGUAUCUUUUAGUGUUGUAAUAUUCUAGUAAUCAAUUUUACCAUAGUUAUUUUUGUCGAAACAUCCGAGCUCACACCUAUAAUAUUAUUGUAAUGUGGCGCACUGUAUACCACUAUUUAAAACAUUUUUUAACGCGUGUCUCGUGUGUAUGGAUUGGUUGAUGAUUUAUUAUUAUUAUUUUUCGUUUGGUUUUUUUUUCCUCGUGUGAUUACGUGAUAUUGGCGAUGAUGUACAUAAUAUUAUUUUAUAAUAUAAGAUAAAUAUAUUGGUAGUAUUAUUUUAUACAUGUUUAAGUAUUAAAAAUAUAUUACAUUUUACGAGUAUAUGUAUUAAUAAUUUGUAUUCGUUGUUGGUUUUCACGCAGGUUGAUUUUGGAGUCAUUUUUGUUUGUUUUCCCCUAUACCUGCCUAUUGUAUUAUAUAUAUGUAUAGUUUUUGAAUGUGUAUGCUUUGUGCAUAUGUGUUUAAGAGGAUGUGAUAUUCGCAUCAUUUGGCCAGCUCCCUCCCUCUCCAAAUUGGAAAUCACGAACAAAAAUUACAUCAAUAUUUUGUGAUUGUCCCUUAGCAGGGACAAUUCAUGUGUUAGUUUUUAAAUAUUGACAUUAUAUUAAACUUUAUAAUAUUUUGUCUUGAUAUUUUUGAUUUUUAAGCGAGAUAUAGGUGUUUUUAAAUUGUGAUAUUUCGCAUAAGUUAACAUAUAUUAUAUUAACUUAAAAAUUAAGAUAUCGCAAAAUUUGAUAUAAUUACACAAAAUAUAUAAAGUUUUUAACAUUAAGUAUUUGUUAAUAGGUCAUAAAUUAAUCACUCUAAUAAUAUUAUAAUUAACAGUAUAAAGUUAUUCCUACUGUUCUUCAUACGUUUAUAAGACCUGCGGUUAUCACGUCCUCUUAGACGAUCAUCAUAAUAAUCAUGUUCUUUGUCCAUGUUUGUGCUAUUGCGAAUUAUAAUAUUUUGCAGGUAAUUUUAUUUUAUUUUUUUGGUUUUUUUCGUGUUACUGUUCUGAUAAUUUUAUCACGAACGCAUGCGCACGAAUUUUUUGAAAAAACCUUAAGUCAACAUUACUCCAUAAUACAUCACUCAUAUCAUCGAUCAUCGUAUAUCAUUUUAUUUUAUUUUGUAUAUGAUAUUUUUCAUUAAGAUAUAAUAUCCUUACCAGGGUUCAUAAUAUAAUACAUAUGUAUAAUAUAAAUAUUGUAAUAGUGGUAUCCGAAACCGUAUUAUUUUUUUCUCAAAAUCUCCAAAAAAAACUGUAUUUUCAUUUAAUGUCAAAUACACUAUAACUAAAAUGUAGUAUAAAUCCCGUGGUUAAUUUAUCAUCAUCUUUACAAUUUAUCCGAAUACUAUCUAAUUUGUUUGCAUGAAAUUGUAAAUGUACAAUAUACAUAUACAAUAAAAUGUUCACUCAUAUUUUAUAGUUUAUAUUAUUUUAUAAAUAUUAUCAAUUGAAAGUUUUCAUUUUUUGUUCAAUUAUUAAGAUUUUAAUAAAUUUAAUAAAAUAAGUAAAAUUAGCAUUUUUUGAAAAAUAUUAUUACAGGUAACCAUCGUCGUGCGGUUUACUAUCGGUAUAUUUGUAAUACGCGGCGUUAUGACGAAUUUCUAAUAGUCUAGUUUAGAGCAAAUUGAACUUGCGACAUUUAUAAAAUAUAAUUAUUCGAUAAGUAAUAAUAAAUUAUUAUUAGACCAUUGUAUAAAGCAUGCUAAGACUAAUAUUCAAAUUAUAUUUUUUAAAAUACAAAUAAUAAUUAUUAAUCAAUAAUCAUUAAUCAUUAUUAAUUGCAUAUUUAUUAAUGUAAAACUAAAUAAAGCUUUAUAAGUAGUAUAUAAUUGCUAAUUAAUAACAUAAUUUUCAAAGCAGUUAUAUACACAAAUUGCGUACCUACCUAUUAUAAUGAUCUUUUUAAUUGCAUAAAAAACCAUGCAAAAUACGGUUAUUAUACUGGGGCUUGAAUUUUAUACAUUUUUAUUCUAAUUACUUACAUAACCUAAUUUUACUACCUAAAAUCUAUCUAUAAUAUUUUUUAUCAAACAUAAAUUAAUUAGGUACCUGCCUACCAAAACUAAAAAUCUAACCUAAUCUAAUCUAAUCUAAACGUGUUUCAGCAUUAUAACCGUGAGUAAACUAUUUAUUGAUAACAUAUUUGCGAGCUGGUUACUCUCCAAUAAACAGUUCAGUGUUUUAUUUAUUUCAAGUUGUUAUGAGGGUUUACUGUUCGAUCACUAAGAUAAAAUUAAUGAAUCGUAUACUAAACAGAUUAUGAAUUAUAAUUUUGAAUUUAAUCAAAUAAACGGCAUGCGUAGUAUUGUAAUUUAUAGUGUUUUUAAUAGGUUAGGUUUGGGUUAGGUUAGGUUUAUAAUGUUUUUAGUAGAUGCUUAUAGUAACAAUGGGAAAUACUUUUCAUUUCGUCGAUUACCUAUAUUAACAAUAUUUUGUUGUCAGUUCUGGUGAAACUUGUAGAAAAUCAAGUAAACUGCAAAUCGUUUCUUGGAUUAUACGCAUAGUUAUAAAUAGAAACGUGUUUAAUUAACGUGGAGACAUAUACACUGUGCAUGGUAUUUAGGUAUUAACUUUCGGACAAAAAUGUUUACUUCGAAUUACUGAACUUAAUAAAAUUAGAUUUUUCAGAUGACAUAGAUAUCAUCAUGAUUUUAAUGUUGUUAUUAAUAUUUUCAUCUGAUUAUAUUAUGUCCAUCAUUAUUAGUACGUAGGUACUAUAUACAAGGUGAUUUUUUUUUCAUGAACUAGCAAUUAUCUCAGAAGAUUUUAAAUGAAUUUGAUUUCUGUUUUUUCUAAUCAUUAUGGAAUCAUUUAAGCUUUAUUUUAAAACAAUUUUUAAAUUUUUUACCUUCCAUACCUUAAAUAAUUGCAUACUUUUGAUUUUCAAAUAGGAACCCCCCUUAUGUGGACUGUAUAUGGAAUAAGUUUAAAUAAUUAAAAAUAGCUUUAAAAUAAAGCUUAAAUGAUUCCAUAAUUAUUAGACAAAUCAGAAAUUAAAUUCACUUAAGAUUCUCUGAGAUAAUUUCUGGAUCAUGAUAAAAAAAUCACUCUGCAUAUAUAUAGACCUAUAGAUACGUAUUACCUAAUAAGUAUAAUAACCAAUAAUAAUAUUAAUAUAAAAAACAUAACGAGAACAAAAAAAUUAUGAUUCAGUUUGUCAAUUGUAUAUUUUUUAUCUCGAUUGAGUUACUGUUUAAAUAUUUCAGUGACCAAAUUUACAAAUUAAUGUUUAGGUGAUUCACACAUAACUUAAGUCUUACUAAUUUUAGAUAUCUUAUGAAUUACCUACCGAAAUCGAACAACUCAAACAAAUUACUAAUUCUUCAUUUUACACGUAAACAUCUUGUUUACUGAAAAUCUUCGUUUCUAUAUCCUUUUUCAUUUAUACUAUAUAUACACUGUAGAACGGCAUGCAGUAAAUGUAUACUUUGCAAUUCCUUACCUCGAUCCCCAUUAAUAAUUUCCCAGUUGUUCGUGACUCACAAUCAUCCUUGUUUUUCUUAAAACUCAUCACAUACUUACCUCUAUUUUUCCUUUUUCCUCAUCUAAUAGUUAAUAUUAUAAAGUAUACUCACAAAAACGCUGAAUUGCUGUAAGCAUUUUCAAAAAUGAAAAGGUCGAUUUAAUUAUAUUAAGGAGUCUACCAAACACUAAUAUUAUUCUUCUAUACAAUCUAUGCAAUGAUGACUCAUUGCAGACGAAAAAACGAUUCUGAUUCUUAAUACUAUAGUAUUUGUUUAUAGUCGUAUUUUUCUCGUUGUUGUUAGUCCAGAAAUCAACAACAAAAAAAAGACCAAGGAGGUGAACUAUUGAAAAUGUCGAUAUAUUUUUAAAUAUAAUAUCAUCGGCCAGAAAUCCACAUAUUUAAAGGUACUGGAUGAAAAAAAUUAGUACAUUUUUUUAAUUAAAGUGUUUUUAUAAAAUAUAAGGAAAAUUUUUUUUUGGGGGGGGGGGGAAGGGGUAGUAUUGGAAAUGUCAAAAAAUAAUUUAUAAGAUAUGACAUUGAAAAAUCAAAACAUUUUUAUUAAUCGUAAAAGUGUUUCCGAAGAACAAAAACAUAUCGUAUGAAACUAAUUCGUAAUAAAAUUGUUUUAUUUUUAAGCAUUAACUUCCUAGACUAUUUUUUGCUAUUUUUUCAAAUGAAACGAUUUUAUAUCUAACCACAAAAAUCAUCUUUUCUUUACUAAAAUCGAUUACUUCAUCAUCCCACCGUGUAUUCGAUGGAUUUUUCUUGUGCUGUUAAUAUUAAUUUUUUUUUAGGUUUUUUUUCAAUCAGUUUGUUUUCGAGAGGGACAUCGAUUUGGAGAAACAUUGAAUUUUUAUUUUUAUUCCCUAAAGACAAAAAAAAAAAAAAAAAAAAAAAAAAAAUAUGACUUUAUUUAUUCACUUUAGAACAUUUUGAAAAAAAUAUUAUUCAAACAUUUUUAAUGUAUCACACAUCCGAUGAAUAAUUUCUUAGUUAUAGUUGUUUUAAUUAGGUGUGAAAACAAUUAAUAUUCAAUAAAAUAACACGUUAUGCGAUAAGGAAUUACAAUCAGCACGAUAAAUCUUUACCUUCGAUUGAAUAUUAAUUGAUUUUACGCUUAUUUUCUAAAAAUUAAAACUGCUCUAAUUAAAAAACUAUUGAUCGGAUAUGAAUGUAUGAUACAUUAAAAUGUUUAGAAUAAUAUUUUUACAAAAUUGCUAUUUUUAAUAUUUUUAAAAGUAAACAAAUAAAAUUUUUUUUGUAUUUAGGGAAUGAAAAUAAACAUUUAAUUUUUCCCCAAAUUGAAGACAAACCGAUUGAAAAAAAAAAUCGAAAAAAUGUAAUAGUAACAGCGCUAGAAAAAUCCACCGAACACUUUGGAACAUACUGUACAUACAUGUAAAGUUCUCCUUCAAUGAACUUGACAUUUCAUCAUCUUAAUAUAAGUCCAAACCUCCAUUGUAUCACCUUUUUAUUUAUACAUAGCUUAGAGAAUACCAUUAUCUUUUCAUUUCGUACACAUCAUUAUUAUUAAACUUCAUUCCUUUCUGUAUAUAUCGUACACUUAAUCAAAAAAAAAGUCAUUUGUAGCUUUAAUAUAUCCUCUUUGAGUGCCUUGAAUGUGCUUGUACGCUGAAAGAUCACUUUUAUUUUAAGUGAUUCCGAGUCAUCUUUCAUUCUAUAACGAACCGUAGUCACUCCCUAUCAACUCUUAUAAUCUUUAUACCUAUGCAUUAUUUUAUUUUAUUUUCCCAGACAGGUUUCAAAAUUUAAGUAUAUAUGCUGUUAUAUUUUAUCUUUUAUAAUCUUAAAAAUGUAAGCGGUAUAAAAGCAAUGAACCAAGUAUAAGUAUAAUAAAUAUUUUGAUAAAAUUAAUUCAUCAUUUAUAAAACUUAACAAUUUUGACAGUUAAAAAAACCACAUCUAUUUAUAAUAAAAUCCAAGCCUUAGUUGUUUAAAAAUAUAGGUAGCGCCAUUCGUUUGAGUGCAGGUGUGUUUGAUUAUUUAUAUUUUCUAAAUGAAUAAUGUAAUUACAUUUUAUUUAUCCAAAAUGAAUAUGAUAUGUGUUAUUGAUGUAUAUGUACGUUUGUAAAUUUACGUUUUUUUUUUAAUCAUUACACAAUAUACAUAUAUAGUAUGUGUGCAUAUAGUAACGUGUAUAUAAUUUUGAUGAAAUUAUACGUACCGAAUCAAUUUUUUAUCUAAUAAGACUAUGUACUAUGCCAAUUCUUUGUAGGUACGUUAUUUUGUAUAAUGAUUUAGCAGACUUGUUGACUUUUUUUUGUGCUUACCUUUGUAUGUGUGUAUGUGUAGGUAACGAUUUGAUUACAUCACGUGUAUAUUAUUGCCAUGCAAUUUAAUAAAAAAAAUAUAUGGUAUUUAUACAAAUGACCGGAUAAAAUUAUAAUGUGAAUCCCAAAGGUGCUCGAGUUCGUAGACGUGAAUGGUGGACGUGUGCUCACUCUCGGAUCAUUUACGUUAUUACCGCAGCACGUGGUCCGACUUAUAUUGUCCCGGGACGAAUUACGAGCGGAUGAGCUAACGAAAUUCCAGGUAAGUACCUAUAUAUUAUUAUUAUUAAGGCGUAUGUGCAUUUUUAGUAUUUAUAGAUUAUUUAAAUGCUUAUUUAUAUACUUACACAUUAAUAUUAAUAUGUAUAUACAUAUAUUAGGAUUAUCCUUAUUUUAUAGAUUGCGGAAAAAAGUUAGAUAAUUUUAUUCGAAAAUGAAUUUUAAUGAAGUUUGAUGAUGUUAGCUCAACUCCUUCCCGUUCCAAAAAAUGGUUGAAAAAUGAUCUAAACAGAGGAUAGUUUGAUAUUUUUUAAAUUUAGUUAGAAAACAGUAGCAUUCACAUUAAAACUUACUACAUUUUAAAUAUAAACAUACAAUUAUCUGAAAAAAAAGAGAUAGAAAUACUUCACACAUGGGUGGCUACUGUUGUAAGUGAGAAGUUGGGAAGGUAGUAAAGGGGAAAUUGAAUGUAUAUCUGUAAGCAACGAUAUAUUAUUGCUAACAAUAAAACGAUUCUAAGCGGAGUUCAAUUGAUAGUAUUGCUUUGUGUUUUUCGUUAGCAAUGGGUUAAUCGUUGCGUUCAAAUAUAUAUUAAAAUUUCCCUCUAUCUUCUAACUUCUUACCUACAUGCGAAAUAGCCAUACUACUAAGACGUUCAUUUCCCAUUUGGGAGUGUAACCAUGUUUUAGGUUAAAUAAACAAAGCAAAGUGCACUGCUACAGUUUGUUGUUAACAUUUAGUUCUAUAGUAAUAGUUCAAUAGUUAUUUAUUACAAUCAUAGAUAAUACGCGGUUUAAUUGAUUACACCAAAAUACAACUAUGAUUUCUUAUCAUUUUAACUACCUGAUAAUGAAAAAGAAAAUCAUUAAAAUUGUAUUAUUUAAUUUACCUACCUUCUGUCUAUAUACCUAUAUAAAUUUUUUAGUAUUGAGCUAUAAUUUAUAAUAUUUAGUGAAGACAAAAAUCGCCUUCCAGUCGCCCUCCCCCCUAUAUCCGCCACUAUGUGGCACGUGAAGGGGUUGAGCUAUCAUUACCAAAUUUCACUAAAAUUAUUCUCAUGUAUUGAUGAAUAAAAUUUGAAAGUGUUCGAUUAAAAUUAUGUAACUUUUUUUCUUAUCUAUGAAAUAAGGACUACUGUAAUGAAAAAUAUAAUACAAGCAAAUCCAGAAAUGCUUUUCUACAACGGCGCCCAAACUAUAUUUCAAAUUUAGCAGUUGCUGCACAUCAUAUUUUGGGUUGGUGGAUCCUCCCAGUAAUUUGGGUUUAAAAUAGCCGAGUAGAAUGUGUAUAAGCAUUCAAAAGUUAUACUUUUAGGGUUGGAUGGUGUAUAUUUAUGUGGGUAAAAGUUUUUAAGGUGAGUGGUGUUUUUAAAUUUCAAAUUUUGCUACACCAUAAAAAUAUAGUUUGGACCCCAAUCUUUUACUAUUGCUUGAUAAUAGUGUAAAUAAUACUAAUAAUAACACCAAGAAAAAGAAUGAUAGUUUUAUUGUCCGUAAUAACCAAAUUUUCAUCUAUGUCAUCAAGGUAACCCAUGAAUAAACAAAAAAAAGUAAAUAAACAAGAUGUUCAUGCCAGAACUGCCUAUAAAACCCUAAUUAAAAUGCAUAAGACGACAUAAGAUUUAAUUAUUAUUUAAUAUCUAAAUAUCCCUACAAAAAUUUGCCUAAUAGUGUAAAAUCCGGAGAUCGAGGUGGCCAUAUUACUAUUCUAUUAGUUCCUAUCGAACGAUUUUAAAAGUUUUCGUUCAAAUUCCUCACGACAAUUGCAUUAUGUAAAUCCGUACCUAUUAUUUUUUGAUUAUUUUAUAAUAUCUAAUACAAGAAUAAAAUUUAUAUGUCUGAAGAUUAUUUUUGAAUCGAAAAAAAUUUGUAUGAAUAAUACAAAAAUAUCUAAAAAACAAUAUUUCAAUUAAUAUCAAACAUUUAAAUAACCAUAACUCGGCAAUUUUUAACAUAAGAAGUUAGUUUGACAUUAAAAUUCAUAAAAAAAACAAGAGUUAAAUUAAUUAUCAAAAAAAGUGGAGGGUUACCAUUUAAAAAAAAAAAAGUUGUGUGCAUGUGUGAAAUUAAAUGCCAUACAAAUAGUAUAAUUAAUUUAAUAAGUGUAUAACAACGUUUGCUAAGCACUCAAAACGGCAGAAUUCAAAUGCAUUUAAUUUGUGCAGUUAUAGAGUGAUUCCAACUAACGAUUAUACAUUUAAGUACCUAUUUUUUAUGGCCAGACAUUCUAUAUUAUACGAAGUUGUAUGGCAUAUUUUAGGAUUUCGUACAUUUUUAGAGCAUAUCUAAGGGUUUAAUUUUUUUAAAUAUUUUCAACAUGCUUUCGUCAUUUUUUAAUAUUUUUUUUUUUAGUAUAUUUUGUUAGUUUUAGUGUUUAUCUGUAUAAAUAUAUUUAAAAGUUUUUAGGGUAAAUAUCUGCCUUAUAAUUAUCUCGUAUUCUCGUCCCAUUUGUAAAAAUAGCGAUUGUUUAGGAAUUUAUGGUUUACAAGUGACGAAUGUAAUCUCGUAAAUUUGAAAUUUAAAAGCUUAUGAUUGUUCUACUAGGGUUCGGAAAUUGUAAGAGUUGCAUAUUUUUCAAUAUGCAAUAUUAUAUUUAAUGUUAUAUGUACUCUUGAUUUAUAACAAAUCAAACUAGGAAUCUAUUUUAAUAUAGGUAUUUGGUAUAAUAGAAAUAAAUAAUUUAUAUUAUGCAUUUGAUGAUACUAUUUUAUUCAGUAACUAACAAGUUUUUUUUUAUUUAAACUUUGAAUAAAAAAUUAGUCUCGAAAAUUAGACAGACGGUUGGAAAAUAAUAAGUAACAAGUUAAUUUUUUUAAUUUCCUAUAUUUCAGAAUUUUUUUGCACACAUUUUCCGACCAUUUUAGUUCCGAUAAGUCCUAUACACAUUGCUAUUAUUAAUUGGCGAUAAAAAAAAAAUAUCUAUUUAUGUUUACACAUCAUGUACAUUUACGACAGGCUGCGCUGAUGUGGGCCAAAAAAUGGGCUGCUGACGCCUGUGACCAGAACAAUCCCGACUCUGAAGAGGCUGACUGGCGUUCUAUGUUCCGUGAACAUUUCGCACCCAUUAUACAGUACCACAAGAUCGCUGCCAGAGUGAUUUUGGACGAAAUCAUGCCGUUAGGCGUGGUUCCUGAUCGGGAUCUAUUGUCGGCGCUUGCUUAUCAGGUAUAUAUCCGUAUAAAUAAUGUAUAAUACAGUCAGUGACGAUUUUUAAAGAAAGGGGCAAUGAGGACGAUCGCCUCCCUGGACCUUUAAUUUUUUGUUAACUGUUAGGUAUGUUCUGUACGUAAGUAGUAAUAAACCAUUACUAACGAAAGAACGAUUAUGAGCAGAGUUCAGUUAAUAGUGAUGCUUUGUCAACAAUAUAUAUAUCAUAUGUUAUAUUAUAGCAAAAUAAUUAAACAGGCAUUAUAUAUUUUCUUUAAUAAUAUUUGUUUAAUAUUAUACCGAUUUUCCCGUUUUCCUAAGUUUUUCCCGGUUUUUACACUUUCUGGGAAAAUCGAAAAAUGACUUAAAGUACCUCUCCAGUCAAAUUUCCUUUCAAAAAAGUGCUAUCAUUGUAAAUCAGAGCAAAAUUGCUGGUAGAAAAGUUGUUUACAGAAAAAAAAAAAAAUCGUAAUAAUAUUUUACUAAUAUAUUUCGUACAUUUUCCCGUUUUUUUUUUUUUUGGUUUUUCACAUUUGUUAAGAAAACUCCCUAAAAAAUCGAAAAAUGACUUGUUUAAGUACCUCCCCAACAAAAUUUUCAUUCAGAAAAGUUGCUAUAUAACAGUAAAGUAAAACCAGUAGAACAGUAAAACCAUAAGCUUCUUCGCUCCACUCAGAACCAAAAAGGAAAGUUAUGUGUAAUUUAUGGUAGGACUGUAAACAAAUUUUAUCCUUUAUUUAAUAUAUGUCAUUAUCGUAUGGGACCAAACAAAUUUUAAGUCGCUCCCCUCCCUUGAUUUUUUAUCAAAACCACUACUGUAUACAGGUAGAGUUUGGGUGAAUCUUUUACCGAGGGUCAGGUUCUUUUUUUUGAUUAUGUCUAUAAUGAUUUUCAGUAAAUUUGAUUUUAGUUUUUUUCCAGAGAUGUUAAUUAUUAGGUGUAGAUAAACUUAUUAAUUUGUGUUUUCAGAAAAAUAUUAUCUUUUUGAAUGCGAAUUUAAAAGUGACAAAUAUUGCUAUUUAAAAGUUAAAUACUAUAUUUAUAUGUAUACAUAUAUUAUGAAAUUCAUACUAAAAAUCAAAUAAUAGUCGAUACCUAUAAUAUCCUAUGUAGUUUAUUAUAGUACCUAUACGGAUUAAUGGAAACAUUUUGAAAAUUUUGUAAACGAAGGUUAUUUAUAACGAUUCUCUUCUAUUCUAAUUAUAUUAUGCAAAAAUAUUUCAGUAAGUAUGAACAUUUAUGUACAGGAUAUUAUUUUAUUAUUAUUUAUAAAUUCUUCUUGCCUAGCUUUUAUAAUUUUAAAAGAUAAUUCGCCGCCAAAAUUGCUUCCCUUUAUUUUUCUCGAUCUUGGACAAUACUUGUCUAACCGUGCACUUUUAACCUUUUCAAACACAUUUAACCACCCUUUUCCGGGCUUUAUGAAUAAUAAAUUUAAUAUUGAAUUUAUACCUUGAAACAAAAUUGAAUAUAGACAUUUAUAAAUAUUAUUAAGUGGCGUAAACUAAUUAAUGAUUUUUGUCCGUGUCUGUCCGUUAGUCGGUCCGUAUGCUCUCUAACCCUUUAAACGAUUACGAAUUUCGAAAUACAGUUUCCAUUAAACGAUAUUUUUGGCUACGAAGGGCUCCAUUGAUUUUCAGUCUAAUCGAUAUAAAAAAAAAUAACGCGCGCGCGCGCUGGAAGGCUGUUGUAUCAUACUAUUCAUGAAAAAAAAAAAAUGUAUUAAUGAAGGUAAAUACAUACAAAAUUGGACAUAGUGAAAAUAUACUCAUUAUUAACAUUAAAGUUUAAGUAGUGAAAAGAAAUAGUGUAUGUCAUUAUAAGGGUAGACAUAUUAGAGUUUAGAUUAUUAUAUUUGUACAAUAACAUUUGCCACUCAUUUAUAAUAUUUCUAUGUGUCGAUACUACAGACUUUAGGUAUAUCUGUAUACAUAAUAUAACCUAUAUUUUAUAUCCUUUUUACAUAUUUUUCAUUAAUUCACAAAACCGGUCGUGUUUGUCUUCAAAUUACUUCUUGACGUCAUAUAAAAUUUUAAAACGGUACAUCGACGUAAAUCGGGUGACACACAAUUCCUUCUUCCCCCAGAAAAAAAACUUAAAAAUGUAUAAUUAAAAAGUAGAACAUUAAAAAUAUCGUCCAUAACUCCAACACUAGAAUCCGAUUUUUCCCAACCUAAUAUUGCGUAUUAUAAAAAUAUUUGUUGUAAAAUAAUAAAUAAUUGCCGAAAACUAUAAUAUUAUCAUAUUAAAAUUAGAACAUGAAAAUGGUAGGGUUUAAAAGUUAAAAUCUCCCAAAACACAUCCUUGAUAAUUCCACUAUACAUAUAUAAAAUGUCUCCUUAAUUUCAAUUAAAGAAUAUUCCACCCGUGCAACAACAUCCUGAAAUUCAUAUUGAAAUUUAACUCGGCUCUUAUGACUACAAUCAGCGUGUAAAAUAAUUGUUCCCGAAUUUAAGAUCAUUUAAGAUCUAGAGAGAAAAUAAAUAAAAUAAUGAAGUGUUUAAAUGAAUUAGGUAGGUACUUAAAGACAUCAUAAAUUUACUAGUCAUGCAUUAUAAACAUUAAAUAGUAAAUCUUUUUAAAUAUAAUUUAUUUUACCGUUUAGUAUAAACACUAGGGUGUCCCUUAUAUUUAUCAAUUUAAAAGUUGCUUCAGUCUCAGCCCUCAAAUUUGUGUAUAUGCAUAAAAAAAUGAGCUAAAAAAAGUUUUAGAGCGAUCUAUUUAGAUUAAAACGUGCCAACUUGAAUUCGAAAUUUGAGUAUUAAUUCAAUCGUAAUUAAAUUAUAUAUUUCACAUUUUUAUGAAUAUCUCAGUUACAUAUAGGAAAAUUCAAAUUUGUUCAAUAUGUUCAAUAUGUUUUGAAUAAAAUAAAAUUGUCUAUGAAUUAUAUUCUUACAUAUUUCUUCUUAUUUAUUUUUAUUUACAGAUUUACAGGAUAUAUUAACUUUAACGUAUGAAAGUACUAUUUUCUCAAAAUUACAUUAUACAUUAUAUUACAAUACAUUAAUUAAAAUGGUUUUUUCAAAGUUUCCUUUUUAGAGUCGGGGUAUAAUCUUUCGUGUUCUUGGACAUAGCGUAAUAGCAACUCAAUAUAUGAUAUAGGUAUACAUAGUCUAUUCAAGUCAGCACGUGUUAACAUUAAUAGAUCGCUCUAAAACUUUUUGUAGCUCAUUUUUUUAUGCAUGCACACAAAUUGGAGGAGUUGAUACUCAACAAAUACUGAAAUUGAAAAAUAAGGGACACCCUAAUAAACACUGUAUUAUUUUAAAUUUUUUCAAAGCGAAAAGCAAGAUUUUAAAUAAUUGUAUUUAUGCUGUUAAUAUAAUAAUUUUAAUCUUCACUUUUAAAAACUUCAACAAUUUUACUGACGAUUUUUUCCCGGAGAAUAGGGCCAGAUUAAGCCAUUUUGAUUCUGGAGGAAUAUACAGUGCUCGAAAUACCAGCAAAAAAAAGAUUAUACUUUUAUACAAUUUCUUGAUUAUUUUUCGCUUUCCGCUAUUUUCGUCCUAAAAAUUCGAGAUAUUUUUUUUAAAAAUAUGAAAUUUAUAAAUUAAGCCAUUUCGCGUGCCUCUGAGCAUCAUACCAAUAGGCAAUUUGAGAAAUAAAGAAAAAAGGUCAAAUGUAAUUAAUAAUCCCGGUUUUAUUUUUUAAAACAUAUUCAUCUUUUAAAUCUUGCACCCAAGUGUCUCCUAUUUAAUCAAGCUCUGUACUAAAUAUAACGACCUAAUAGCCGGCAGUUCCUAUUUUUUGUCGUAAAUUUUGCUAUUACACACUUUGCAUUUUUUUUUUUUUUUUAUGAUAUCUAGUAUGCCUAGUUGUUUAUGCAACUUCUUUUAGAAUUGUAUCUCAUUAACAAAUAUUUGUAUUUUAUCUGUCUUGUGUACAUAACUAUGCUGAAUUACUUAUUUAUAAACCAAGUAUUGGAAUUUUAAUUAUUUUAUAGAUAUUGCUAUCUAAUAUGUGAUAAAUAAUCUAUAACAUAGAUAAUUUAUACAUGGACAAAAAAAAGAGUGUGUUUUGAGCGUAAACGGAGAACUACUAAAGUUGUGAUAUGCAUGUGGUACCAGCUAAAAAAAAAUUAGAAAGAACUAGAAAAUUUAUGAAAAUAAUAAAAGCAUUAUUUUCAAUUAUGUUUUUUAGUUUUAAUUCAGUUAAAAAUAUUCGUAGAAACUUGAAAUUUUGACAGAAAACUUCUAUUUGCCUUUUCCAGAUUUGGUAAAGUUUUUAUGACAUUUGAGCCAUUUUCAGGCAUUUUAAUUUUGUGAGUUUUGUUCAUAAUUUUUAUUUGUUGGGUACUCUGUGGAUAAAAUUAUUAGACUAAAAAGAAAUGCUUAAAAAUAUAACAAAAGGUUCAUACUUCUUUAUAUAAGUUAUAUUUUGUGUUCAAAAAGAAAAACUGUACAAAUAGUAUUUUUAUUUUUUAAAGGAAAUUUAAUAUCAAAUUUUAACGAAAAUCGUAACUAUGACGGCUUUUCAAAACAUAUAUAAUCAAUCUCCGAAUUCUUUUUCGUUAUGACUGAUCGUUGCUUACAAAUAUAAAUUAAAUAACUCAAUGUGUCCUAUAUUUCUAACUUUCCACCUAUACAACAGUGACACACUCGUCCCCAGCAUCGGGAAGUUUUUUUAAAUUGCAAUUGAUUUUUUAAAGGUUUUUAGUGCCUUUAAUUCACAGCACUACUUAUAAGUAUAUUUUUAUUUUCUGGUUGUUUUUUUAAUAUUAUUAUCAGAAUAAGAUUAUAAUCCAUAGUAAUCAGAAAAAGUCAUAAUUAUCAUAAUGAGUCAUAAUAAUUAUUUAAGUUAUUUCUUAUUAACAUUUGUUUUCACUGUCUAUCUGGCACGUACAAUAAGGCAUUUUCCUUUCGCAUUUUCACGAUUGCGAUUCGUUAUAUCUUAAGUUUAAAGCCAAAGGAUGUUUUUAAUAUUUUCAUAUUUUAUUUUACCGUAUAAGCGUAUUUUUAUUUAACUUAAUUUUUCUUAAUUUUAAUCAAUAAUAGUUUAUCAGGACACGAAAAUCACCCGUAGAAUCCAUCAUAAUAAAUACUCUUCUUUAUUAAACUUAAACUUAUAAUAUCUCUUGCCCUAAAUUCAGUAUUUGACUAAUCGCGGAAAUGCGGAACACGCCUUUGUUUUGUUAUGUAUUUCGUGCGUGACUAACAGAGAAAACUAAUGUUAGUGACGAGGCUCCAUAAGCGUAAUGUCAUAUAAUAUAUUAAAAACACGAACAAUUGUAAAUAUUUUUUUUUUUUUUUUGUUAAAAUUAAUACAAUAUUUUCAAUUUAAAUUUAAUCGAAAGUUGAGCAGCUCCACUCAGAAUCAAAUAUUUUUUAUUUGUAAUAAUUUAUCAUGCAUUCAGUAUAUUUAAACUAAAUUAGUUUUAUUAGGUAUGUGAGUUAUUAUUAGUAGGUACUUAUAAUAGUCUAUAUUUUCCACUUUUCACGUAAAACAAUUACCCAUAAGUAACAUAUCGACCGCUAAACGUCCUAUUACGAACAGUAUUUUAGCUUUUAAUUUUUUUUUUUUUUUUAACAGGCUGAUCCAAAUAGCGUGCGGUUGGACACGAUGACUGCGGCCGGCGACCGGGAUCUGUUGCGUUGCGGCCGGCGACGAACGCGUUCCAUGUCGGUGCAGAGCGGCGGAGCUGGCGGCGAUGACAACAGCGAUGUGCAGUCGGGUAACCAUCAAGUGGUGAGCGUUGCCGCGGGUCCGUCGGUCGCGUCCAUCGGCAGCAGCGUUGGACAGGCGUCCGCGACACCGACGUUGAGCAGUGGCGGUAGUGGCGGCAGCGCGGACGUCACGGGAUCCCAUCAGCGGCCUCCACCUCCGCGGCGUAGGCGGCGGACGUGGUCGUCCGCGCACGCACACCAGGCGCCGGCGCACAGACACCAACAUCACCAUCAUUAUCAUCCGCUUAACCGGCACAAUCGGUCGUCGGACUCGACGACGGCGUGCAGUUGUUGCACAAGCGACGACGACUCGGCGGACGACAUGACGUCGUCAUAAACACGACCGGAUGCGCGGAAAUCUAUUGUUUUCAGUGCUACCCUCUCCUCUUCCUAUCGCAUACACUCGCAUCUGUAUACACCGCUUUUGGGCAUGAAAAAUCGGGGUCGGACUAAAUUUCAAAACGCUAAUGGCUAAAACGAAUUAAGUGAAUUGCAACACCCAAAUUUAAAGAAAAAUCAAAAAGAACGAAAAUAAAAUGUUUAAAUUGUACACACUUACGGAUUAAUAAAUUACAGUAUAUGCAUUUCAAUAUAUAUUUUAUAUUCCUAGACGCAUACUUAUACGCAUUUAAAUUAAGAAUUAUAAUUUAAAAUACAUGUAUAAAUAAAAGAAUUUAAAAAAGCUAUUACUGUUCGUACGCAACGAUAAAUCAUGGCUAGCUAACGAGAAACGAUUUUGAGCAACAUUUGAACUUCUAAAAAUCUAAAACUACUAAAUUAUACGAUCAAACCGUUACGUACAACUUAUGAUGCACACCGCGUUAAUUUUUCGAACAUUUCUGAUGAGCCAAAACGAUUUUACCUAAAACCAAGUACAAAUUUAAAAAACUCGAAAAUGUCUACAAUUCAUAAUCAAAAUACAAUAAUAAAACGAACUUUAUAAAAUAGAAGUUUUUCUAUGGUUGUUACCUGCUAUUAUACUAGUGUGAGUGAUUACUAUUUAUUUUUAAGUGAGUACCUACGUGUAUAGUUUUGAAGAUGGUGAUUUAAUCAUUUUCGUACUUUUUGUUUUUUCUAAUAUUAUUGUAAUAUUCAUUUAUUUCACUUUCGUUUUAUUGGUACUCUUAUAUUAAUAUUAUUAAUAUAUGACUGAUAUUUAACGCACCUCCCCCCCCGUUUUUAAUAAUCGCUUUUUAUACAAUUUCGACAAGCUCAAACAAGUUUUAUAUUAAGGUUCACCAUGUUAUAAUUAUUUUAAUGUCCUGAUGUUUAAACGACCUUAUAAUAUCAUGAUAAACGAAGGGAAUAGUAUUGAAUAGAUCCAUACGCUUAACUAGGUGUUCAAUUUAUUAUUGAUUUCGCUAUUUGAUUUUAAAGUACCUGUAAUACCCAGUGGUGAACUAUAUAUAUAUAUAGUUUGAGCAGUUGAGUGUUCAAAUUUGAGAUUUGUUUUUUCGUAAUUCUACGUUACCUACCUAAUUGCGUAAUUUUUAUUACAAUCUCAGAUAAAUCCUCGUAAUUUUGAAUAAGUGCACUCCACUAUUUUAGUGAUUUAUUACCCUAAACAUCGCUGUCCAGAAAUUUGUUUGAAGUUUCAUAUCUCCCUCCCCUCUCGGAAAAUAAAUCCUGCAGGUUGAGUCACUCCACCUAUCCAUAAAACAUUAUAAAAUAAAAAACAUAUUUUAAACCCAAAUUUUAUAAACUUGUAUAUCCUUGUCUAAAUACCACAGAUUUUAUUUUAUAUACUUGUACUUAACCACCUUAUAUUACCUUGACACUAAAAGUUUGAAAACAACACUAAUAAAGCGUAUUUUAUGUUUAUAUUAGGUACCUACGUAUGUUCAAUGGCGCAACCAGAGGGGUGGGGGUGUUUUGGGUGUCUGAAAAAACCCCUACAUUCGUGUUUAAGUUAGUAAUGUGUUAAAAACGUGUUUUUUUUUUUUUUUUAAUGUAGACAUGUAUACCUCCAAAAAAUCCUGGUCGUGCCACUGCGUGUUAUAUAGUUUUAUAAAUCUCUUUCGAGGGACGAUUAUCGAGGUAAUGGCGACUUGUCAGCAGUCAGCAGCCGUAGUGUUGAUGAUAUUAUUAACUAAUGAAAUAUUUGUAUUAUAAAUUAGCGAAAUGCAUAAUAUAAUGUACGGAUUCCCCUUUAAUUUGUUCAUAUAUUUUUGCCUACCUAUACCGUUUAAUUUAAAAAUCUAGUAAUGCUUUUACAGGGAGC